GGUACUUUAAUGCCUGUGAACUUCUGACCACUGUCUGGUGAAAUCUGUGUCGUUAUAUUCCCCACUUAACUACGAUUUCCACAGUGUGCGACGAGUGUGGCGAUACAAGUCUGCAGAUUGGGAUGAGAUGCGGCAUUUCUUUGCAUCUUAUCCUAGGCGGCAGGUCUGCUUCUCCUCUGAAGACCCGUCGAACUGCGCGAAUGCCAUAACAAAUGUGAUACGUUGAGCGAUGGAAUAUUUCAUCCACUUUGCUGACGUGCCCAUUGGUGGUAAAGCACGCCCAUGGUUCAACGCCGAGUGCGCUCAUGCUGAAAAGCACAAGCAUAUGGCGUAUUUAUCCUGGGUCGAUGCUCGAAACCGUAAAGCUCCGGCUGUUAGGCUUAAGAAGAGAGCUUUUAACCAAGCCGCCAAGUCCUACAAAAAGGCAUUACGCCAAGCCAGUUUCGACCGCAUUAAACGCAUCGGUACAGUUUUCUGUUUAUCCAUCUGGCAGUAGAGCUUUUUGGUCUCUCGCCAAAGCAAUCGAGACAAACUUCUGUCGGUCUACACUGCCUCCGCUGGUAAAACCAGAUGGCUCACUGGCGCAUGCGCCUAAGGAGAAUGCGGACUCAUUUGCUUCUCUUUUUGCUUGCAAUUCGCGUCUGGACAGUAGCAGCAGCGUACCAUCUCAAUUACCUCACUGCGGUACUUCUAUGUCAGAGGUCCGUGUCACCAACAAGGAUUUUCUUAAAACCUUGCAAAGUCUAGACGUGAACAAAACUAGUGGACCUGAUGGUAUACUAGCUGUAGUUCUAAAGGUCUGUCCACUUGUGUUGACGCGCUUGUUCCGCCUCUCAUUCAGGACGGGAAUAGUGCCUAAAUCUUGGAAGCUGGCCAAUGUGCAGUCUGUGCCUAAAAAAGGUAGCCGUACCGACCCUGCGAACUAUCGGCCAAUUUCAAUUACCUCUAUAUUCUGCAAGAUUAUGGAGCGUAUUUGAACGCCCACAUUAUGGCAUACCUAGAGCAAAAUGGUCUCUCAGUGAUCGCCAGUACGGGUUUCGCCAAAAUCGAUCAACUGAGGACCUUUUAGUGUAUGCCACUCUCAUAUGGGGCGAAGCCCUCGAGAACAGUGGUGAGGCACUUGUUGUUUCUCUAGAUGUUUCGAAGGCCUUUGACAGAGUUUGGUACACGUCUAUUGCGCAAGUUUUCAGCGUACGGCUUAUCCCCUGGCAUCAGCCUGGGAGAAGCUUCCUGCUGCAUAUAAAUAAUCUGCUCAUUCCUGGUAUCUACGUGUAUGCAGACGACAGCACAGUUAUGGGGAGAUACCAACCAAGUGCCCGGGCCAGUCGGGAUCAAAUCGAAUCGGAAAGAGAGGCUAUGGUUGAGCGUGUGAGUCUGAAACAGAAACAAACUUUUUUAUUCAAUAUAGAUUAUAAAUAGUACUUAUUGAAAGUCAGUAGUUUAAUUACCGUUGGUCCCAAAAAAAACCUCGGUCCUGGGAAGAACCAGCAAGAAACCCAGUGGGACUUUAUUUUUAAAUAACAGCUUACAACUUAGAGUAUUAAACUAACAGGAGACGCCACUGGAGAGCGUUCCCCGCUGUCAAAAGUACGAGAGCGCGGAUCAUUCCCGUUAUAUAAAACUAGUUGCGCCGCGUAUGGCGUCAGUUACCAAGUAGUCGUAAGCGUAAGUUGACCUCCAGAAAAAUGCCGAGUUGCAGUGUGGUUUCAUGUAAAAAAAAGAUCGCAGACCUCAAAUUUACAAAAGGACGACGACCCCUUUCAUCUGUAAGUAUUUAUUUUGAUUUCAAUAAUUAUUAUAAGCAUCAAAUCACGAAAAUUCUGAUUAAUAUAGCUGAGCAGGUAGUGUUGCCAACUUAAAGUAUUAAUACUAUAGUAAGGACUUUUGCACCACUAGGACAAUUAAAUUUUGCUUUUUUUUAUAGUAUAGGGUGCCAAACGAGCACACAGUCCACCUGAUGGUAAAUGGUUGCUGUGACCCAGAGACAUCUACAUUUAUCCUCGUUUGCGAAUCAAAAUGCAGAAGCGUUGCCACCCGUGAGGACUAAGAUGGAAUGCCUCGUUUCCAGUAAAAAGGGGUCUCCGGUUCUCUGCAGUCACCAUACAAAACACAGCAGUGGUAAGCUGGUAUUCUGUGAGAGCGUGGUCCUUCCCCGGUCGAGCCGACCCAUUCGUGCUACAACUAUACUACUAAUAUAGCUGCAGCAUUGCUCUACCACGUAAAUGCUUAAUUGUAGACAAAUGUCGUUUCUCUUCGUUCUAAUUACACAAGACAAAAUCGUGUUAUUGAAUAGUCUUAAAUUCUAAUAUACAUACAUAAACUAAUAAUAUUAUUGUGAUCUAUUUGCAAAACUAUAUUAUUUCAAACAACGUUUGUGUUUUAGGUAAAUAUUAACAUGGGUAAGCGUAAGUAGGUAAGAAACGACGAAGUCCCAGUGAGCAAAACCCAUUAAUUCUUUUUGAGGAAAAAGUAAAUAUGAGUGACAAAAAUAAGGAGAAACCUGGUGAAGGUUUAUUAAGAUCUUUAAGGUCUACAACUGCUUUUCGAGUUAUUAAUUUUGAAUUAUAUGCAAAGCCUAAUAUUGUAAUAAUGAGCAUAGGUAUCACAUGUUUUGGCCUGGCACUGGGUUACAUUGCAUAUAUGAGGCAAAAAUAUGAGUCUUUGGGGUACUAUGCUGCUGUAGAUAAAGAAGGAAAAGAAAUUUUCGAAAAGAAAAAAUCUAAAUGGGAUUAGUACAUAUGUAAUUUAACAGGCUUAACUCUAGAAAUGGUAACUGGAUAUUGGGUUAAUUUUUUUUACAAUAAACCAUAAUAAAAAUGUCUCAAAUACUAAAAUAUCAAAGUGUGGCAAUUUAUAUUUUUUGAAAUCACUAUAAUGUAAUAAAACAUUACCAAUAAAAUGUAACUAAAUGCAAUGACAAAUUAAUGUCCAGCAACAAAACAUUUUAAAACUUAAGGUUUAGAGUAAAAUUAAGAAAAUAGUGAAAUUGAAUGCAUUUGCUAUGUAAGUUGCCAUCAGCUAUUUUGUGUUCAUUUAUUGCUUGCAAGUAUUGUGUUGGUGCUCUUGUAGUGAUUAUAUACUCUUUGGGUGCUCUAUUUUGUAUAAAAAGUAUAAGUGAUCUUAAUAACAAUUAUUAAGAUGAAUAUGAAAAGUUGCCUAUAGCGAUAAAAUAUGUGUAUGUAAUCGAUUUAGUUACAUUUUAUUUAUUUAUUAAUUAUCAUAUUUGUUGGUUCAAAGAUAGUCACUUCGCCAAAUUUUGAAACCCUGAUUUCACAUAGUGUUGUUGCUACUAUUCUAAGUGUUUUUGUAAGAGAGGUGUAGAAUAACCUAUCCUUAAAUAUAUUCAAAGAGAGAAUUAAUUUUACAGCUGUUAUUUCUUCUUUUUCAAAACCUAAUAAUAAUAAUACAAUAUUUUGGAACCUACCUUGUAGAGAUCUUUCCUGCUCCCUCCAGCUAAUGGAGAUAAUAUCUCCUACUAUCCUUCGCAAUUUCAUUGCUUUGAUUAAAGAGAUUAUUUGCAAACAACCUCAAAUAUAUAGUUUUUCUUGAAAUCUAUCUGUAUAAUCUGCUUAUCCAAACUUUAUUCUCCAGCACGGCUAGCAUGGGCUGGGGACAAAAAUUUAUCCCCCGAUUAUAUCCACUGACAAGAGAUAAACUUAUCUUGUCCUUAUGCAGAAGCACAGUAACAGGAAGAAGUAUAUCCCUGUUUGACAAAAUGAGUAAACAUAUAUGGAGCCAAAUGAAAGAUAAAAAAUUAUGGUCUUUUGAUAUUUGAAAGGGACAAUUUUAUCCUAGUUCAUUGGACGUGGGUUUAAAUUUAUAUUUAUACAAAUAAAUCUAUCUAAGUCUAUCUCCCAUUUUAUCUACUGUGGAUAUUAUAUCCACCGGUGUGCCCAUGCUUGAAGGGUGGAUAAAACUAAGCGAGGUGAUAAACAUUUUCCCCUUUCCUGGGGAUAAAAUUUUCUCCUAGCUAGCUAGCUCUGCUGCAAAGGAUCUUUUUCCCCUUCCUCCACUAUGACUUUUUUCCAAUGGGUUACCAUUUCUAAAGCAUAUCUAUUUUUUAAUUUAGACAAUAUUUAUAGUUAGUUAUAAAUGAAAAUAAAAUACAUGUUGACUAUUUAACAAUUUAUUUUAAUUUUCUGAUCACUAUAAAAAUGUUUGUGUUCAGUGAACGGAUAACACAUUUGUGUUGCAAUAAAACUUAGCUAUUUUACUUCCUGCUAAUUAAGGACGCAUUUGUACAAUUGGUAGGUAUAGAAUAACUGACAAAACGAGCCCAAACUCGGCACACCUAGCUCUAAUCCUUCAGGAAUUCCAGUAGUAGUCACCGAAGUACACCAUCAGGUCUCUCCAUCAAGCCCGGAGAUUAGGUCUCAUCAUAAUUUACAAAACGAGCUCAAACUCGGCAGGCCUAGUUCUACUCGUCGAGGAUUUCCACUAGUAGUCACCGAAGUACAACUUCAGGUCUCUCCAUCAUGUCCGGAGGUAAGAUCUCAUCAUAACUAACAUAACGAGCCUAAACUCGGCACACAUAGUAUUACUCGUCGAGGAGUUCCAGUAGCAGUCACCGAAGUAUACCUUCAAGUCACUCCACCAAGUCUGGAGGUAAGAUCUUAUCAUAACUAACAAAACCAGUCCAAAGUCCACAGCCAACAUCUCACUGUUAGUAGAGGGCUUCUAGUGUCUAGCAGUCUCUGAGAGACAAUAUACCGCUGGUAUGCCGAGUUCCGACGCGGUUGUGUGUCGCUCAACACUGUUUCUUCUGCAGGUCGACCAAGGACAGCGGUCACGCCUGAAAACCUCGCAGCUAUGCGAUGUUUUCUAUAUUAGAUGACCGUCAUGUAAUAUACGAGUAGAUUCGGGCUGUUAUCAGUAUAGAAAUGACUGCAAUUCAGUCGAUAUUACAUAAUGAGCUCUGUGUAAGAAAGCUAGUUUCCCGUUGGGUUCCCCACAAUUUGUCCGAAGAGGAAUAGGCGGCUCGUGUAGAUUGGUGCCGGAAUACUCUGCAACGCUUCAAUUAAAAUAUCGUCUCAGGUGACGAAUCAUGGAUUUAUUCAUACGAACCUGGAAGUAAACAUCAGUCAGCAGUUUGGGUCUUCGAAGACUAGGUCAAACCAACGAAAGUGGUUCGCUCCCGCAGCGUGUCAAAGAAAAUGGUCGCUAUGUUUGUCUCGAAAAAGGGGCAUGUUGCUACAAUUCCUUUACAGGAACGCAGAACGGUUACCGCUGAGUGGUAUAUCAGGGUUUGUUUGCCAGAAAUGAUAGCCGAACUCCGAAAAAAUAACCCGAAACGUCGCAUCAUCUUACAUCACAAUAAUGCGAGCUCCCAUACGGCUCGGAAGACAAAUGAUUUUUGAAGCAGGAAAACGUUGAGCUGAUGAGCCAUCCUCCGUACAGACCUGACCUGAGCCCAAACGAUUUCUUUACAUUCCCUAGAAUGAAAGAUUUAUUACGCGGUCAACGGUUUGAAGACCCCGAAGCAGCUGUGGAAGCGUACAAAUCAGCCAUUUUGUCAACAUCAACUUCAGACUGGAAUUACUGUUAUAAUGAUUGGUUUGCACGAAUGGAAAAGUGCAUUAAGUUGAACGGAGAAUACUUCGAAAAAUAAUAAAAUACAAUUUAGUUACAACA
Parnassius mnemosyne (clouded apollo) is the source of this 5631-nucleotide messenger RNA. The record is from the annotation of a GenBank genome assembly. Lineage: Eukaryota; Metazoa; Arthropoda; Insecta; Lepidoptera; Papilionidae.